Messenger RNA from Xenopus laevis (African clawed frog), 3942 nucleotides. It is a transcript of the gene zc3h18.S, whose product is annotated as zinc finger CCCH-type containing 18 S homeolog. Bases 172 to 3249 code for a protein of 1025 amino acids. The record is from RefSeq and is a predicted model, not a curated record. Gene Ontology annotation, molecular function: metal ion binding; RNA binding. The transcript has 20 exons. Gene Ontology annotation, cellular component: precatalytic spliceosome. Lineage: Eukaryota; Metazoa; Chordata; Amphibia; Anura; Pipidae.
AGCCUUUUACACUCCACAUUCCCACACGGCGGCUACGCGAUGCGUCAUUGCGCUCAAGUGUAGUCGUGACGCAAAUCUCGCGUGAUGAGACUUGUGGCGUCGGGAUUUUCUGUAAAACUGGAGGAGGAAGCUUGCAAAUAAAAGCUUUGCGGGAGGUGCCACAGUCUACACAUGGAUACAGCAGAGAGUCCUGCACGGGACAGUAUUUCUCCAUUAAUAGUGCAACCAGAGCUCACACAAGAGGAAGAAGACCACUCUUCAGAAAAGGAUUUGAGCAAAGAGGAAGAAGUCGGUACAGUGUUUCUAGAAGAAAACAAUGUCAAAGUCAGUAGCCCUCUUACACCUGGUAAUCAUUCAGAUGAGGAUGAUAAUUUAAGUGAGACAAAGUCUCAGGACACUGAUAAUGAACAGGUACCAGAUGAAACAAACUCUCCUUUUCAUAAUGUGCAACAUGAGGAGAGAGAAAAUGAUCUGAAUGAUGAGGCCUCCUCAGUAACCAGGGAGUUGGACGAGCAUGAAUUGGACUAUGAUGAGGAGGUGCCAGAAGAACCACCAGGUCAUGUUCAAGAGGAGGAAAAUGAAAAACUUGGAGUUGAUGAUGAAGAUGACAAGGAAAAAGCAGAAGACUCUCCCACAGAUAAGGAAUUUAAAGCUAAGGAUGAAGAGGCAGACAACAAUGAAAAGCAUAAUGAUAAGAAAGAGGACGAUGAGGGUGAUGCUGAUGAAGGAGAAAUUGAUGAUGAAGACUUGGAGGAAGGUGAAGUGAAAGAUCCUAGUGAUAGAAAAACAAGACCAAGGAUGACUUGCAGAUUCUUCAUGCGAGGUCAUUGUACGUGGGGAAUGAGCUGCCGAUACCUCCAUCCUGGAAUGAAUGAUAAAGGGAAUUAUUCAUUGAUUACGAAGCAGGACACUUUUUCAUCCAAUGGUACUCCUACUGUGGGUACUAAUCCUCUAGCACCAUCAAAUCCCUGGGGAGCACCUGCAGCUGAUGAAUUACUUCCGCCAGUGCCUGAACCUCCUGCAGAGAGUGCUUGGGAAAGAGGACUUAGACAUGCAAAGGAGGUGCUAAAGAAAGCCACAAUGAGGAAGGAGCAGGAGCCUGACUUUGAGGAGAAACGCCUUACUGUAAGCAUUGGAGAAGAGGAACGAGAAUUUGAUAAAGAAAAUGAUUUUAUGCAUGACUGGAAUUAUCGCAUCACAAGAGAAGUCCGUGAAUCGGGGGAAGUGGAAUUCCGUGAAACUAUAAACCAUGCGUCAGACCCAUAUGCAGAUCCAUAUGGUGACUUUGAAAUGGAACGCUUUUGGCGAGGAGGCCAGUAUGAGAAUUUCAGAGUGCAGUAUACAGAAACAGAGCCUUAUCGCUACAGGGAAAGAGAUCGGGAAAGACAACGUGACCGAGAAAGAGAUCGGGACAGGGAACGAGACAGAGAGCGGCGUCAACGAGAAAGGGAACGAGAGAGAGAGCGGGACCGAGACAAGGAGAGACAGCGACGAAAAGAAGACUGGGAGAAAGAUAGGACCAAAAGAGACGAGAAAGAGCGACAAAAAGACAAGGAAAAAGACAAAGAAAAGGAUAAAGACAAGACAAAAGUAAAGUCUCCUCUCCUGACAGGCCGCCCAACAGAUGCAUCCAAGAAGGAGACCUCUACUACUGCUUUGGUAGCUACUAAUACUGCUACCUCUGCCGCCGCUACUGUUGCUGCUGCCGCCACUGCUGCUGCUUCUGGUUCCCCUGCAGCAACUGGUUCUACACAGGUAAAAAGAGCAGAUGAGUGGAAGGAUCCAUGGCGUCGAUCCAAGUCUCCAAAAAAGAAGCUUGGUAUUUCUGCAUCACCCAGCCGAGGAAGGAGACGGAGGCACUCGUCUGGCUCCUCUGCAUCAGGGUCCAACUCCUCGAGGUCAUCUUCCCGAACCUCCUCAUACACUGGUUCCUCACGCUCUAGAUCGUCAUCUUAUUCUUCCUAUUCAAGCCAAUCAUCCCGUGGCAGCUCAUUCUCUGGCAGUGGGUCCAGAUCAUUCUCCUCAUCUCCGUCACCUUCACCUUCUCCACAUAAAGGACCCAUAAAAACCAAAGGGGAGCCUAAUGCAGCUAAAGGAGAAAAACAAAUUUUGAAAAAGCCCACCGCUCCUCCAGUGACAGUAUUGCCUGUGAAACCACAGAAAAGUGCUCCAGACGUUCCGAAACCAGGCGAUAAUAGAAUCGGCAGACCAAAGGAGGUGACAAAGAAAGUUCGUCCAAGGAGGAGAACUCUAAGCGGCAGUAUCAGUGGAAGUGCUAGCAGCUACAGUGGCUCUAGUUCUAGAUCUCGGUCGGGGUCUCGCUCACUUUCCAGAUCUUCUCACUCCAGUUCCUCAUCUGUCUCACCCUCUCCGUCUGCUACUAGGAAAGCAAGGAAAUCUAGAUCCCUAAGUGUGAGCAGUGUCUCUGCCGCAUCAAGUAUUUCCUCUAGCAGCAGCUCUGUGCGCAGUGCAGAUUCUGAUGAUAUGUAUGCUGACCUUGCCAGUCCCAUCUCUUCUGCUAGCUCCCGCUCUCCCACACCUGCCCACAACAAAAAAGAAAAAGGAGACAAAACUAAAAAAGAAGAGCAAAGACUGACUAAAGAAGAACAAAGACUAACUAAAGAAGCGCAAAGACUGACUAAAGAAGCACAAAGACUGACUAAAGAAGAGCAAAGACUGACUAAAGAAGAGAAGCGGUCACGGGAUAUGGGACCUGUCCAGCCUCUUAAAGCUGCUCCUGCUAAAGUUGCAAAAACUAUUUCUGCUAAUAAGCCUGCUCAACCGCCUCUUGUUCCAGCAGCCCCGAGUGGCUUCAGCGCCCACAAGGACAUCAAACUGACUCUCCUUAAUAAGGUGGGAGACAAAGGGAACAGGAAACGCUAUGAACCAUCAGACAAGGACAAACAGGCCUCACCCCCUGCCAAAAAGCCCAUGUUGUCACCAGACAGAACUAUACGAGAUCGCAAGCAGACCGCUAAACCACCGUCCCCAAAACCUGACCGCCAGCGGGUUCAGAAUCCAAAACCAGCUCCUGCUCAGACAGAGAGGAAACGCCCUCUGUCCCCACAGCCGAAGAGUUCAAGCAAAGUUACCAGCAUCCCAGGCAAAGGGCCAGAGAUCCCGGCUCCUGCAGCUGCCAAGCUAAGCAAGCCCAGCACAUUAUCUCGCAGGGAAGAACUUCUGAAGCAGCUGAAAGCGGUGGAGGAUGCUAUUGCACGGAAGAGAGCCAAAAUUCCUGGCAAAGUAUAGCCCCAGCUCCACGAGCAAUAAGUAGACUUCUGUGUUUUUAUACGUACAGUUUGAGCUUGAAGGUGGCCACAUUUUGGGGAAUCCAACCCCCACCUCUGUUUCAUUUAUUUUGGCCAUAAGUUCAUCCUCAUUUUGCAAAAGCAUGAAGUAGAGGAAGAUCAUUGUGGAAUAAAAUCUCUCCAUCAUCUUUGCUCUUGUCAUAUGGUUGCCCAGGAACACAAAUGAAUCCUCUAUGGAUCGAGAAUAUUCCAAUAUCUAGAGUAUGCGACACUUCAUGUGGGUGGUAAAAUGAAGUGUUUGAUCUUUCCUGACGAUCAAUUAGUGUUCUUUUUUUAAAUUUUUUUUUUAAUCGUUUGGCUCUAUCAUUGCCUCUAACAAAGAGCCUUCCUUCUCUAAACCGGAAAUGAAAUCGACGCUGCCAGUCUCAUCACACCUCAGCAGCAUCUCCAUGCUACAACAUGCGCGGUCUGUCCUCCAAGGAAGGCAAAAACUAUACAUAUAUAUAUCGAUUCAAUCCUGAAUGAGACAUUUUUAACUUGAAGUCAUAGGCUGUUUUAGGUUAGAAAGGAGGAGGACAGACAUGAAGAACUAGGAUGAAAACGCCAAUGCAGUGCUGUUGUUGGGAUGUCAUUCUGUUGACUUGGACAUUUUUGGGGUGGUUAUGUACCCCUGAAAUAAAGUAUUUUGAUAAAA